UUCCUUCUUCUUCCUUCUUCAUCUUCAUCUUUUUCUUCCAAUAUUCACAUUCAAACCGUUCCCGGAACUGUCGCUUUACGAUUUCACUGUUAAAAGUUCUCUCUAGAAUUCAAAUCCUGAUAUAAUUUCCAUGUAUUUGUGUGUGUGAGGACUGAGGAAGAGAAUUGUGAUCCGCGUGUGUGAGGGCAGACAAAAGUACCGAGAAACCCUAGAAAUUCGGUCUAUGGCGUCGUCGAAAGUGAUGUCGUCAACAUCACCUGCGAAUUCGGAUCUUCCACGCGAAUCAUCAUCUAUACGCACUCUAACAAGUGCUGCGGGCCUAUUCCAGAGCGAUAGGAGCAGGAGUUUUGGCUCCAUGAACAUGGAUGAUUACGAACUCUUUAGGAACAUCUAUAACGAUCCUGAAGAUCUUCCAAACGCCGGAGCUGAUGAUGGAGGCGGAUCGGAAUUGGCGGUUGACAGCGUUUCUGGAGUGUCGAUGCCGAAGAGAGGUGGUGGUGUUAAGACUACGGAUGAGGUAUGGGAUGAGAUUAUGGCUGGGGGAGUUGAGAGACGUAGUACGCCGAUUACGCUGGAAGAUUUUCUGACAAAGGCUGCAGCUGAGACGGAGGAAGAUGUAGGGAUUCCGGUUUCCGCUAUACCUCAACCUCCACACAGCUUUGGACCUGAGUCGAUGUUGGCUGGUGCUCACUUUUCGGUUGGUCCGGUGCAUAUGCAGCCAAUCCAAAGCGUUGGCGUGGAUCCUGUGGCAUUCAAUGGAAGAAUGGUUGUUGUCUCAUCUGGAGGCGUUAGUGGUAGCGGCGGCGGAGUAAGAGGGAAAAGGAGGGCUGUGGAAGAAGAACCUUUGGAUAAAGCAACGCAACAGAAACAGAGGCGGAUGAUUAAGAACAGGGAGUCUGCUGCAAGAUCGAGGGAGAGAAAGCAGGUUCACACAACUGAGCUUGAGUAUUUGGUAAGGCAACUGGAAGAGGAAAAUGUACAACUUUUGAUGGAGGAGGAAGAGCAAUCCAAGCUGCGGUACAAACAGUUGAUGGAAACCCUGAUUCCGGUUGAGGAGAAGCGCAAGCCGCCACGAGGUCAAGCUUUAAGGAGGGUAAAUUCUCUGACAUGGUAAUCUAGAGCUUGUAGUAGAUGUUUUUGAUGAGGAGCAAAGAGACGACAAUCUACAGGAAUCUAGAUUCACAUCAUAUAAAACGAAAACAUAAUUUUGGGUUUGCAGCCAAAAUUGUGCAUGAGUUUUUGAUAAAAUAUUUUGCAACUGCAUGAAUUAAGAAGGCAUAAUAGAGGUAAACAUGUGUUGUAAAACAUAGGUUACAAAAGAAGACUUCUUACAGACUAUUUUCAGUUAAUGUUUCUCCCCCCUGCUGGCUUAUGGUUGCGGGGGAUGCUUAU
Messenger RNA from Impatiens glandulifera, 1392 nucleotides. Its product is annotated as G-box-binding factor 4-like. The transcript is spliced from 4 exons. The record is from RefSeq and is a predicted model, not a curated record. Gene Ontology annotation, molecular function: DNA-binding transcription factor activity. Gene Ontology annotation, cellular component: nucleus. Lineage: Eukaryota; Viridiplantae; Streptophyta; Magnoliopsida; Ericales; Balsaminaceae. Gene Ontology annotation, biological process: positive regulation of DNA-templated transcription. The coding region runs from base 224 to 1114 and encodes 296 amino acids.